Messenger RNA from Drosophila grimshawi, 6459 nucleotides. RefSeq lists its product as uncharacterized. Gene Ontology annotation, cellular component: centrosome; centriole; ciliary basal body. The coding region runs from base 252 to 6215 and encodes 1987 amino acids. The transcript has 4 exons. The record is from RefSeq and is a predicted model, not a curated record. NCBI's taxonomy places the organism in Eukaryota, Metazoa, Arthropoda, Insecta, Diptera, Drosophilidae. Gene Ontology annotation, biological process: centriole-centriole cohesion; ciliary basal body organization; centriole replication.
GUUGCUAAUUGUGUUACCUCAACACCGUUGCAGUAAGUGCGCGCAACAUUAACGCAAUAAUGAGUAAGGCGCAAAAAUGCUGGCUAUGUAAAGUAACAGAGCUAUUUAAGACAACGGCGGCAAAAAAAAAAUUGAUGGCUUCAUUAUAGGCGGAAAAGUUGGCGACGCUUUUAAAAUGCGUUUGGAAAUUGCAAAAGAUGUUUUGAUUGAUGUGAAAUAAAGAGACUAGAACAAAUAAAAAGAGUCGCAAAAUGUCAACAUCGACGAAAGAGAAGGACGCCCUCCCUCAAGCCAUAUUCAUUGACUUGACAAAUGAAUCGCUGGAAAUUCGCAUGCGCGCAUUCGAACAUGUUGAAACAAGUCUCAUGCGCUGCUUGCAUCACGAAGAGGCAAUCAACUUUAAGCCGGUGGUGCUGGUAAAGCAGCUGAUCCGCUGGUUUGGCUUCACACCACCAACAGCCCCCGAUCGCGUCCUGGCUUUGUUGCUCGAGCUGAUGCGCUCCGACUACGGCGAUGUGAUUAUACGCAAGAUUCCUUGCCGCCGAUUCCAAACAGAGUUGGGAAAAAUACGACAAAUAUUGCGUGGUCUGUCGACAGAACGUUGCCUUAAACUGCUGGACAAAAUAGAGAGUCUGCUUGAUAUUAUGUACAAUAGUUCAGGUGAAUCACAGAGCAGCAUAAGCGAAAUGGCAUUUUCUGUCGAUAGCUUCCACCUGCACGGUGAAGACUAUGAAACAGCUUGGUCGCGCGCCAGCCUAAACGACUUAGCCACAAUGACCACAAUUGUGGAUGGACUAACAGUGGAAAACGAUCAGCAGUUGCAGCAGAAAUUGAUCAAUAUACAAAUCAAAGUAUGCGACUAUCCCGUUGAGUAUCUGCUGCAGACGCCGAACAUGUACCUACACUUGCUGCACAUGCAAAAGUUGCAGCAAUCAUCCGAAACACUGUUCCACAUUAAUCGUGCUCUGCUUACGAUCGUUAAGCUGAUGCAGUAUCGCAUUGGCAAGCGCACCAGGACAAUUCAUUAUGCGAAAUGUAUUGAAUCGGAUUUAGAGGCGAAUCUACAAUUGCGUAUUCCCAGCGCUUUGGGUCUGCUGCUAACUGGCUGCUUGGACCAGGUAAAGCGGCCUGAGCUGGAGCACUGUGCUCACAAUUGGCAACUGAUCGAACUGAUUGUUCAGGUGAUCAAAACGUUUGCUCAGCUAGGCGCGCCCAUGCCCGGGCAUCAUGUGCAGCGACUGGGGGCAAUGGUGCCUGAAUUGAUAAGCUACUGCAACAGCAUCGAUCUGUCCAAUGUCACCGAGACGCGCCACAUGGCCAAAGUACUAAUGAUGCCACGAUUGGGAUCUCUGAUAUUUAAUGGAUUGCUGCUGGAUGUGAUAAUGCAGAAUGCAUCUACCAUCGAUCGUGCAACUGGUCUUACGCUGUUGCAACCGUUGAUCCUGGACAGCAGCUAUUUGUGGUGUGAGCCGCAGCGCCGGCAUGAUUUGUCCCAGCUAUACGGCCGGAUCAUUGAAGAGAAUACAUUGGAGCAAAAGCAAAUGGCUCUGCUGAAGGCCGCAUAUGAAUUGGCUGUGGGUCAGCUACUAGCCGAAAGAAGACUGCCACCGUUGGAGCUGUUGGCGAAACAGUGUGAGAUAAGUUACGUUCUUGUGCAACUGGGCAGUGAGUGCCUGCUGCAACAGCUCUGCGAUGCAAUUGUCAAGUGCACAAGUUUAUAUAUGAGCAAGCCAGAGCUGCGCAAUCAGGCGGAAACGCUGCUUCUCACCGUUUUCGAUUUGCCCGACAAGGAUUUGCGCAACUACGCGUUGCGUCUGCUAAAACAGCCCGUUGUCGAGCACUUUCAUGCGUUCAUGAACAAAACGAACUAUUUUCCCGGAUGCAGCAACUUGCAACUGGCCCGCCAGCACAUUCUGGGUCUACCAAUAGGUACCGGACUGUUGCGAAAGCUGCUCGUGGCGGGCUGGCGUCCAUUGCAAUCGUUUCCGCCACAGGCGUUGCAACAGUGGUGCGUUGACUAUCUAAUUAUGCUGCUGGGUUUGGCCAAACUGAUUCCAGCGUGCGAGUUUGCCAUCAUCUUCAAGAUGGUGAUGCCAGUGGUGCCGCUGCUCGUCUGUCGGGCCAUCAAUCAGCCGCAACUGCAGCUACUGCUCUGGCAGUUGUUCGAGCCGGAUGGCCAAUAUGUGGAGACGCCGCAAGCGUUGCGCGGCAACAUCUGUUAUCUAUUUCAUCCGGAUGCCGAAAUGCGUAAGGAUGCCAUGGCGCGUGUGGCCUACAUCCUCAUCACACAGGACCAUCAGCUCAAAUAUCGACCAGCUAUGCAUAAGCUGUCCCUGGACCUGCUCGGACAUAAUCUGUGCGUGAUUAACCCACCAAUUGAGUACGCCAGCAUAUUCUGCGAUCGCCGGAGUGCACCAGCCACAAAGACUAUGCCGGCGCUGCUGCGUCUGCUGGGUACGCCCGAUCUGAAGCCAGCCAUACGCAAAUCGACGCUCGUUCAAUUGAAUAUCCUGAUGCACAGCUGGUUGGCUGCCCAUACCUACGCGAGCUGCGAUGGCGCCUAUGUGCUCUGCUUGAGGGUGAUACAUGAUCUCAUUUUGUGUGCUGCUGCUGAUGAUGCGGACACACUGCAGCCGGCCGUGGGCAUUCUGCUCCGUGUGCUCUGUUGCAGCGAACGUUUCCGGCGCGAGUUCAGCGACAAUGUCGAGCUGCUGGUCUGUUUGAUGCGAUGUAUUUUCCUGCUGCCCCACUCGCAACAGCUGUGCGCCGAGGCGAGCACCUGCAUAUUUCUGCUGCUCUUUGACGAGCACAUCACUGUGGAGGAGGGCAGCCUCCACGUGGACGUGGAUCUAUCCGCAAUGUCGCUGCCGGUCACCUACGUGCUGAGUAACAGUGUCUCGCCCACAUUCGCCAUGCGUGGACUGGCCAUGCAGGAGCAUUUGCGUGCCACACACUUUGCGGGCAGUGCGGCACUUGAUGCCCAAUAUUGGCGACUCCUUCUGGCGCACUGUGUCUGUGGCAGUGCGGGGGAUCUGACGAUGUCCACCAUCCAUGAACUGGACAUUAGGGAGUCGCUGAAGGUGCGAGCAUCAGAGGUGGCAUUGGUUCAUGCCACCCAAGUGCAUCGGCAGUUGCAAUAUCAACUGGCCGAGGCGAGCAAUUGCAGCAGCCACGAGAUGCUGCAACAGCUGGUGGCCAGCAUUCAGAUGUUUCUGGUCUUCAAGCGCGUCGAUGUGGAGUCCGUUCAAUGCAAACGACUGUGGAUGAUGCUGCACAAGUAUUUGCGCCUAAUGCCCAGCAACGAUGCGGAUCGCAAGUUGUAUACCGAAUUAUUGGAGCUCUGCCGCAGCUGUUUGCGCCAUCGAUUGACACCUGUGUUGCACGGAUUGUGCGAGGCACUCAGAAAUGAUCCGGAUCACAGUUUCGUUUUGAUACUGCACGAUAGCAAUGUGUCUCUGCAUCUGCUGCACCUGGUCACCGAGUGUCUGGUGUUGCUCAUAUCGUCGCCACAACACAACCAGACCAACAACAUCUCCUGGCACAACAAACUCUUCAUGGAGCUGAGCAUUUUGACUCGCACCAAUUUCCAGCUGCGUAAUCUCCAACAUGUCCGUUGUCUUCUAAGGGUCCUGCGGCAGCUGAGCAAUCAGCCAUUGAAUCUUGAUGACGCCAAGCUACAGUCUUAUUAUCAGCAGUUCGUGCAGCUGUCGAGCAGUCUGAGAACAAACACCCAGACUGGAGCCCAGUGGCAAAGGGACUGUCUGCUGAUCAUCUGUCAGCUGCAGGCGAACAGCAAGUUCAGGCCUGCGGACAGUUUGAAGUCUGGCUCUGGAUUGAAGGUGCUGCGCUACCUGAUGGGUCUUUGCGGUCAUGGUGAUGGAGAGGUGCGCACUGUGGCCUGGGUGGCGGUGGCCAAUUGGUGCACGAGCAGCGGUGACAAAUUGCCAAGCGUCCUGCUGGACUUUAAUGAUUUUCUACCCAGUGGCCUGGCCGAAUGUUGCCUCGUCACGUUACUGAAUGCUAAUGAGCUGAUGCUGGUGCGUGAGCUGGCCGGACGUCUCUUCGAGCUGCUGAUGCCACACACUGGCAUCGAGGCCUGCAACCUCCUGUUGCAGCGUCACUCGUUCCACAAAGAGGCACACUUGGCACUCGGCGCACUGCAUGUGGCCUCGAGUAUAAGACCAGACGGCGACAGGUCUAGCGCAAAACACUCCUGCGAGAUUAUUGGUUGCUAUGUGAGUAUCUGCGUCCGUCUAAUCGUCCUGAACCCAAUCUCGUGUGCUACUCACGUCCAGUCCGCCUUUAUCAAUGCCCUCAGCGAUGUUAUGAAAAUGCCAAAGACCGAGAUGACAAAACAUUUAGCUUAUAUGAAUCUGUGCGCUGGCAAUAUUUGUCGGCUCUACUCACUGUGCUAUCAGCACAACGUUCAGUUCAUACAGCGGAGCAUCUGUCGCGACACAUUGCUGAUCGAUGGCUACUAUUCGCUGAUGGACAUUGUGCUCGAUCAGCAGUUACCUGUGCCGCAAAAUCAUCUCAUUGAACUCCUUAAGCUGCUAAUGGUCUUCUUCAAGGAUGAGGAUGCCUAUAAGUAUCUCUGUUUGAAAUUUCGCUCGCAACCCAAUAUGCUUUGUGAUCUGAUCAUGUAUGGCCUAAGUUUGGACUUUGUCCACGGAACUGUGCAGCAAUAUACACUGGCAACACUAUCGUUGCUGCUGGCUAAGGUGCUUAAUUCCAGAGAUGAACUCAAUGUACUAGUCAUAUUUGAAGAAUAUGUGAACGACACUAGUGAUGAGCACGAAGAUGACGGGGAGACGGUCAUGGACACGGACACAAACACGGACAGCGAUAGGGAGAACACCUUGAAUAAACAACUGCAAAUACUAAGUUUGAAAACUGUGGCGAAGCAAAAAAAACCUAAAUCAAAAACGCCAAAUAAUCCGAAACAAGCAAUGGAACGCUAUGCAAGAAGAACCGGAACUUCUCAACUCUAUCAUCGAUUGGAUCGGCUGUUUGAGCUGCACUAUCCGAACGGCAAAUACAGCUUUUUGCAUCCACCAACAAAGAGUCAUGUGCAGGUCUGUGAAGUGCUCGGCAAUCUGCUGAAGCUGUCGUCUCAAGUGACGGACAUGGCAACUAGCUGCGAGCUGAUGCAACGCGUUCUCCACCUGAUCGAGACUUUCCUUGAUGAUGCCACUGUGGGCAGUGCCACCGUCUAUGUGAGGCGGGUGGGUGCACACAAGACGCGCGAUAUUAUCAACAAUCUUCUCGUGCAGCUCAACAUGCUGAUGAACUGGCACAGUGCGUCGCAUGCCGUCAUCACGGAUCCCCAAAUGGCCAUUCGUUUUGUGCGUGUCCUGCUACGCUUGUGGCCCUGGAUUUCGCAUUCAAUGAUGCUGAAACACAUGACCGUGCGCCUAUCGAUGCUGCUCACCGAACACUCCCUCGAAAUGUGCAAGCAGACAUCAUUGCUGCUUUCCAACCACUCCCAUUCGCUGCUCCAACUAAUGGUGCGCCUCGCUGAACACGAGACGUCCAAAAAGGAGCCAACCGCCGACAAUUCUCAUGCGGACUCAAUUAUUGACGCCGCAUUACGAGUGAUGAUCAAUUGUUGCUCCUGCAUCGAGGGUCGCCUGGGUCUGAGCAAGAUGCGUGUCCUGGACAUGUUUGAUACGGUACUGCCGGCAAGCGGCCGAUGCACCAAAGCGACCAAAGUGAAGCCGGAGGUGCGGCUUAGCUGGCUGGCAUUUUGGGAAAUUUUCUCCCGAUAUGAGCAGGGCUCUAAGAUCUGUCAUUUUGACUCACUGCUCAGUGCCGUUCGUCGCAAUCCUCCACUUUGCAUCCUGCGGCUGCGCUGCCUCCGCAUUCUGCGCAAUAUGUGCUUCUCCAAUGGCAACAGGAUGCAGUUGGUCGCCUUGACCGAAUUCGUGGAUCUAUUGCGGGACAUUGUGUCACAGCCAGUACAGGAUGGUCUUGGUGAACGUGAUACAAACAUCGAUCCCUAUGUGGAGCACCAUCUGGUGGUGCUUUGCCUGUGGAAGCUGUUCGGUUUCAGUGCCAAAUGCAGGGCAAUGUUGCGAGGCACAAAACUACAUAAGCAAUUAAUCAUGCUGUCAGAUCAUCUAGCGGAUAAACAAACUGAUGCAUUUGAAAAGUUGUCGUUUGCUAUCGAACUGAGAGACCUGCUUGAAAAGCUCUUUGAGUCGCUCGAGUCAUGAUCCAUGAAUUCCCACUACCACCAACACAACCAAUACUGACUGAUAAUAUUAACAAAUGGUCUGUACUUAUAUUAACGGUUUCGUAUCAAAAUCUCAACACGAACAGUCACCAUUCUCAGCGACCAGUUACCAAUUACUAUUGCUAUGUCAAAAAAGUCAAUAAAAGAUGUUACAUUUUACAGAUCACAGAGAUUUCAGUCCAACUGUGAUAAAUAAAAGUUGGCAACUGCAGCCAGAAUAUUAA